Messenger RNA from Protopolystoma xenopodis, 450 nucleotides. The record is from the annotation of a GenBank genome assembly. NCBI's taxonomy places the organism in Eukaryota, Metazoa, Platyhelminthes, Monogenea, Polystomatidea, Polystomatidae.
AUGACCAAGUCCUUCAGCUCCGAUACAUGUAUUGACUCAGCCACCUUUGGCACUAAGACUGCUGGCCAGUUGGGACAGCCUCAUUCACACCUGCCACCGGUUAGCGUACAAAAUGCUAGCUCCAUUGGGAUACUGCCUAAUUCAGUCUCGACGCCAUCAUCUGCUUUCACUAUAUGGUCUGCGCUUUCUCAGCAAACCGGUGUCUUGAGUGGAUCUUCUGCUGCAGCUAAUGCUCUCAAUUCUUCUGGUUCCGGGACUGGGACUGGGCCCGUCGGCUCAGUCCCUGUCAACAGUUGUCUGUCUCCUAGCCCAGUGGCUGCUCUGCUGCCCAGAGAAAAUGCCCGCGACCUUAUAAAGCUAUUGAUGCCGUUACUGCGCUGUGAGCAGAUGGAAUUGCGAGAGUCAGCUAUUGCUGCACUUGGGCGCAUAAACCCCGGGGCUUUUCGGUGA